This is a messenger RNA of Oncorhynchus mykiss (rainbow trout), 856 nucleotides long. Its product is annotated as putative pancreatic secretory proteinase inhibitor. Lineage: Eukaryota; Metazoa; Chordata; Actinopteri; Salmoniformes; Salmonidae. Gene Ontology annotation, molecular function: serine-type endopeptidase inhibitor activity; protein binding. The record is from RefSeq and is a predicted model, not a curated record.
GCAGUAGGAAUGUUCAUCCCUUAAUAAAGACCUGGACAAUAGGGCGGCUCUGUUGUAACUGUCGCCGGCGGGCUGGUCAGGUGCAGGGGCGUCAAAACAUCAGCUUUACACAACACAGGGUCACAUUAUUUCACAGACAAACAGACGCGCCUCCACUAUAUGACAAGGCAACAGCAUCCCCAGGUUCCAAACCAACAGCAGACCUUGAGCAAGGCCCAUCGCAGAUAAUACAGAAGCAAAGAAGACAUAAUAGAGAUUAUAUUGUACUUUUGGAGCUGCAUUCGGUAAUUGGACCCAUACCAACUAUUUUAUCAGUUGAAUUUGAUCUCUUUCGGGCCAGACCGCAUCAACAUGGCUGGGAAAACUAUUUUGCUAGUCUGUCUGGCUGUCUUCUUUUCUGCAGUAGCCGCAGAGGACCAAUCAAGACUCUACAGGAGGCCUUCCUGUGGGGAUAUGAGCCUAACCCAGGCGUGCCCGCUCAACUACUCCCCAGUGUGUGGCAAUGAUGGAAACACUUACCCCAACGAGUGCUCUCUGUGUGUUCACCGGAUGGAAACCAAUGCAGACAUCUUGAUAGUGAAAGAUGGAAGUUGCUGAAGAGAAGGCUUACUGAUGAUUCCACCGCGGAAGUGAUAUUAUCACAUGUAUCUUUAACUAUCACAGAAAGAAUCAGAAUUGGUUGUAGAAGUUGUUUUUUUAUGGAACACCCGCACUCACUCACUCACUCACCACUUACGCACACACACUUUAUAUAAUCAUAUUGAUUUGUAUUACAUCGUAACACUAUCUUUGUAAAGAAUAAAUCGAUUUCAGUCCCAGCUCCUGUAGAAUCUUUUAUCAUUAAAUGUCCAGAUGC